AUGAAGCCAUUCCUAUCCGUACCACUAGCGGUGCUAGCACUAGCAUUUGCCGAGAAUACCCUGGGCUACCAUGAGAGAAAUGCUUCUUCAUCCACAGCCAUCGCCAGUACGAUUGACUUAGAGACAGGGGCCACUUGUGCGUGCCGCAAGCUGAACUCGUCCUACUCGGAGUACACUCUCUUCCCCGACUCGGCGAAUUACACAGCGCAAGCAACCAACUACUGGGACAUCCGGGCAGACCUUCACCCCGCGUGCAUCUUUCUUCCUACUUCGGCCUACCAGUUCCCGGGCUCCAAUAACAUUGAAGGAGGUGUUCUUCUAGCCUCUGAUAACAUGAGAAACUACACUGUCAAUGGCGACACAAUUAGUGUCACUCCUGGAAUGACCUGGUACGACGUGUACGUUGCGCUUGAACCCUACGGCCGCGUUGCCAUCGGUGGUCGCCUCAAGACUAUCGGAGUUCCCGGUCUGACCCUCAUUGGCGGUGUUCACUAUUUCUUAAACAAGUACGGCUUUGCUAUGGACAAUGUUGUCCAAUACGAAGUCAUCUUAGGGAACGGCACCAUGGUCCUUGCCAGCGCCACGUCGCACCCGGAUCUCUUCUGGGCUCUAAAGGGCGGCGCAAACAACUUUGGAAUCGUGACCAAGUUCACGCUUCAGACUUACGCGAUGCCUCACAUUAGCACCACGAUGCAGGUGUUCGGCGAAAAGGACGUAUACGAGUUUAUAAAGGCGUCGUGCGACCUCGUCCACGCUUCGAAUGACGCAUCCAUAGCGGCUGGAAGCGUCUUGACCAUCACCUACAAUAUAACAGCCGGCAUUGUCUCUCCCAUACUCCUCGGUGUCCAGGAGGGCAUCAGUUCUCCUCCAUCGAGAUUUGCAAACUUCACCGCUAUUCCAGGAGACACCAAGAUCCACAACGUCACCACGUCCAAGCAAUGGGCUGAGAACCUUGAUACUCCUAAGCAGAUGUUUCGUGUCUUAUUCGGUCACCAUUCCAUGUACCCCGACACCGACACCCUUUACUCGAUGUAUGAGACCUGGAAAGCGGCCUUGAAUCAAAUUGCCGACGUCCAGGGCCUAAACCCGACCUUUGUUCUGAACUUGACCCCGGCCAGCGCCGCUUCCGUUGGCAAGACCAACGGAAUUGGCAAUACCUGGGACCUCCCUGUAGAGCCCCUAAUAUGGUGGCAGCUGAGCACAGAGUGGGUUAAAGCCGAGGAUAGCUCUCGCAUUGAGUUGUGGACGCAACAACUCGUAGAAAGCCUGCAUGCGCAAAAUCAACGCAACGGGCUGGCAAGGGAGUUUAUCUAUAUGGGCGACGCGGGGGAAUGGCAAAAUCCCUUUGUGGGCUUUCCGGCUAAGAACGUGCAACGCAUGAAGGAUAUCAGGGAAGCGUAUGACCCCUCGGGCACGUUUUCGAAGCUUAACUGGGGUGGGUUCAAGCUUGGUGACUGAGGGCUGAAAUGAAG
This is a messenger RNA of Aspergillus homomorphus CBS 101889, 1472 nucleotides long. Its product is annotated as FAD-binding oxidoreductase. The transcript has 4 exons. Bases 1 to 1458 code for a protein of 485 amino acids. Gene Ontology annotation, molecular function: FAD binding. NCBI's taxonomy places the organism in Eukaryota, Fungi, Ascomycota, Eurotiomycetes, Eurotiales, Aspergillaceae. The record is from RefSeq and is a predicted model, not a curated record.